GCGCAGGGCGGAAGCGUGGACUUAGGCCGCGGGAGGCGCAGAAUUAAGAUGCUCUGGUUUCAAGGAAAUGGCAUCCAACUUGCCAAAUACUCCUUUGGACUCCUCUCAAGAAAUCUCUCUGCUGCUAAGACUGCUCUGCCUGUGCUGACCUUAUUCACAAAGGAUCCUUGCCCCCUUUGUGAUGAAGCCAAGGAAGUACUGAAGCCUUAUAAAAACAGGUUUAUUUUACAGGAAGUUGACAUCACACUCCCAGAAAAUUAUGCUUGGUAUGAAAGAUAUAAAUUUGACAUCCCAGUCUUUCAUUUGAAUGGCCAGUUUCUGAUGAUGCAUCAAGUAAACAUCUCAAAACUUGAAAAACAGCUCCAGAAACUUGAGCAGCAAAGCGUUGGAGGCUGAGGAAGGUUCUCAAGAUUUUCCACCUUCUCUGUCCAAAUGGCAUCUUCCUGAGGAAAUGACCAGGUCCCAAGAUUUCUUUUGUCACUUUCUUGCAACCCUAAGGAUGUUCUGAAUUCAGUGGUGCCAAAUAAAUGUUGAUAAACUUCUUCAAAUUGAUGGAAGUACUAGUGUGGAACUGUUCACCUGUUGACAUUUUAUAAAAUAAGAGUAUAUUGGCAGGGAGGGGAUGAUGGAAGGCAGGCAAAGUUAAUUUGUUUUUUCCCCUUCUUAUUAAUAUGGAAGCACUUAACAGUCACUGGACAGUGCCAUUUAUAGGAAAAAGGCUCUGAGUCCCUGCUGCUGCCCUGAAGGCUUAACUUUUUAAUGAAAGAAUAAAUGCCCUUCUACUCAAUAGAUAAAGUGAAAUGUGAAUUGUUAAUAACUGCACAGUCAAUAAAGAAAUGUUUUAACAAAUAUACCUGCAAGAAGCUUAUUUCAGUGAAACUUAAUAAUACCUGUGCAAAAUUAGAGCUCAUUUUCCUGGGAAGAAGAGAGUAAUUAUCCUAGUUGAAGAUGCUUCAUUUGAUUAAAAAAAAAAGACUUAACCCCUCAAAAUGUAUAUAAGAUUCUCAACCUGUUUUGUACAUAGUCAAAUUGUCAAUUUAUUUGCAAUACUUGAAGACCACCUUUAAUUCAACUUAUUAGAAUAUGGUAGUUUUAUCAGGUUUUAACAUCUUGGGGCAAAUUCACUUCUGACCGUAACUGGAGAGAUACGUCAUCUUAAGACAAAAUAUUCUUCAUCAUUUUAUGUAAAGUAUUAAAAAUAUAGUGUGUACCCUGAUUUCUUGGGUGGAUAACUGAGAGGUUGAAAAGCUAUGAUGACUGAGAGGUUGAGAAAGCUUCAGACAAAAUGUAAAAGAAGUUGUCUCCAUAACAUCAAAGCACAAAAUGAAGCGCAAGUGCUGAGGUAACAGCUAUAGCAAAUUAUCUAGAAGCUCUAGCUAAGAUCACUGAUAAACAAUAGAUUUUCAAUGUAGACAAAACAGUCUUCUAUUGGAAGACUGUGCCAUGUAGGACUUUUAUAGCUACAGAUUGUCAAUGCCUGGCUUCAGAGAUCCAAAGGAUAGGUUGACUCUCCUGUUUGAGGUUUAUAUUAGCCACUAGUGAGUUUAAGUUGAAGUCAGUGUUCAUUUGCCAUCCUGAAAAUCUUAGGACCCUUAAGAAUUAUGCUAAAUCUAAUUUACCUGUACUCUAUAUCAUACAAAGCCUGUAUGAUAGCACACCUGUUUGCAAGAUGGUUUGCUGAAUAUUUUAAGCCCAAUAUUGAAACUUACUGCUGAGGAAAAAAAGAAAAGAUUUAUUUCAAAAUAUUACUGUUCUGAUAAGCAUAUACAAGGAGAUGAAUGUUGUUUUCAUGCCUGCACCCACUUUACAAUCCAUCGAUCUAAGAGUAAUUUUGACUUUCAGGCCUUUUUUAUUUUUUUUAAGAUUUAUUUAUUUAUGCAUACAAGAACUGGGGUACAAGCCAGAGAUGUGGGGGGUGAGAGCAUUCACUAAAGACAGAGUGGGGAGCAAAACAGGCAGAAUGACUGAAAUACAUUGCUGAGGGGAGCAGCGGGCGUGCCACAGAGGUCAGCUGUGCCAUGUGGGUCACCUUCCCAGCCAGGGAUCAUGCUGCAGUAGCUGCAGACAGCUUCAUAGUGCUGUGUCUUAACCCCCUGUGCUACCAGGGAGGCCCCUCAAGUCCAUUUUUUAAGAAAAAUAUUUCUUAACGCUAUAGUUGCAAUUGAUAGUGAUUCCUCUGAUGGCUCUGGACAAAGUAAGUUGAAAACCUUCUGGAAGGGAUUUAUCAUUCCAGAUGCAUUAAGAAUAUUCAUGAUUCAGGCCUCCCCAGUAGCAUAAGGGGUUAAGCACAACACUCUGAAGCUAUCCACAGCUUCUCCAGCACAAGCUCGAUCCUCAACCAGGGAGCUGCCCACAUGAUACAGCAGACCUCUCCUGUCUCUCCUGCUGUUCCCCUCAGCAGUGUAUCUGCCAGUUCUGUUCCCCACUCUGUCUCUGGUUAAUCCUCUCACGCCCCUGUACGUCUGGCCUGUACCCCAGUUUGUGUAUGCAUAAAUAAAUAAAUCUUUAAAAAAAAAAAAAGAAUAUUCAUGAUUCAUGGGAAGAAGUGAAAACACUGGAAUUAACAGCAUAUUGAAAGUUGAUUUCCACCCUCAUGGAUGGCUUUGGCGGGUAGGGUGAAGACAUCAAUGGAGAAAGUAAUCACAGAUGUGGCAGAAAUAGUAAGAAAACUAGAAUUAGAGGUAAAACCUAAUGAUGUGUAAAUUGCUACAAUCUCAUGAAAAAAACUAUAAUAGAUGAUGAGUUGCUUUUUAUUAGUAAGCAAAGAAAGUGGUUUCUUCAAAUGGAGUCUACGCCUGGUGAAGAUGCUGUGAAUAUUGUUGAAAUGACAACAGAGGGCUUAGAACAUUUCAUAAAUUUAGUUGGUAAAGAAGUACCAGGGUUUGAGGGGAAUGAGUCCAAUUUUAAAAAAAAUUCUACUGUAGAUAAAAUGCUAUCAGAUGCCAUCACAGACUACAGGGAAAUGUUUCAUAAAAGGACAAGUGAAUUGAUUUGGCAAACUUCACUGUUGCCUUACUUUAAGAAAUUGCCACAAGGAUGUCCACUCUCACCACUGCUUUUCAAUAUAAUACUGGAAGUCCUAGCCAGAGCAAUAAGACAAGAGAAAGACAUACAAGGAAUCCAAAUAGGAAAAGAAGAAGUCAAACUAUCACUAUUUGCAGAUGAUAUGAUAAUAUACAUAGAGGACCCCAAAAACUCCACAGAAAAGCUAAUUCAACUCAUCAAUCAGUUCAGUAAAGUGGCAGGAUACAAAAUCAACACGCAAAAGUCAGUAGCCUUCCUAUACACAAACAAUAAAUCUGAAGAAGAAGAAAUCAA
Talpa occidentalis (Iberian mole) is the source of this 3318-nucleotide messenger RNA. It is a transcript of the gene CUNH5orf63, whose product is annotated as chromosome unknown C5orf63 homolog. The record is from RefSeq and is a predicted model, not a curated record. Lineage: Eukaryota; Metazoa; Chordata; Mammalia; Eulipotyphla; Talpidae. The transcript is spliced from 4 exons. Bases 49 to 396 code for a protein of 115 amino acids.